Messenger RNA from Ilex paraguariensis (yerba mate), 960 nucleotides. Lineage: Eukaryota; Viridiplantae; Streptophyta; Magnoliopsida; Aquifoliales; Aquifoliaceae. The record is from the annotation of a GenBank genome assembly.
AAAAAAGAGAGGGACAGAAAGGGCAAAAGAGAAGUUCAAGCGUUAAACUUCCACCUCCCAGCUUCGAUUCUCUUCUCUCGAGAGAAAGAAAACGAGGGUAGCAGUGCCAUCUGCAACUUUGCCUCUCUCUCUCUGCUAAGCAAGUUUGUGGCAGAUUUGCAAACUCUAACAGCAUGGCGAGGUCAUUAUCUAACCUAGUCUUCAGGGGAAUUGCAGCUCUUCCAGCUGCUCGUUCGACUGCAAUUUAUGGAAUGCGGUUUUCAACUACUGUGCCUGAUGAUCUUGACACACAUGAGGAUUUCAAACCCACUAAUAAGCUCGACAGUUCUGAUCUUUCAUUGAAGGAAAUCGUUGAACAGGAUGUAAAGGAAAACCCGGUGAUGAUUUACAUGAAAGGGGUGCCUGAGCUUCCUCGGUGUGGAUUCAGUUCACUAGCUGUGAGAGUGUUGAAAGAAUACAAUGUUCCUUUGAGCGCCAGAAACAUAUUGGAAGAUUCCGAGCUCAAGAAUGCUGUAAAAGCCUUCAGCCUUUGGCCCACAUUUCCACAGAUAUUCAUCAAGGGGGAUUUUGUUGGAGGAUCGGAUAUUGUUCUUAACAUGCACCAGACGGGCGAGCUGAAGGAGAAGCUCAAAGGUAUUACAAAUAACCAGGAGAGGUCGGAAUAAGUCCUCAUUACUUGAUAGUGGAGUUCUCUUUUCUGCUCAAUUAUUAUUACAGUUGGGUGUUUUAAUUUAGCUUCUUCAGAGUUUAGGAUGAUAAGCAGCAGCCUGCAUAAGAUGUUUAACUUAUUUCAAUAAUUAUUGUAGCUUUUCGUGAUUAUUACAUAUGGAUCCUAUUUGUCAAAGUGGAAAUUCCCAAUGAGUCCUAAUUUUCCCAUAAAAAAACAUUGGAGACAAUUGAGUCCUAUUUCUUAGAUACAAUUUCAAUCAAGUUGUCAGUUUACUGCAUCUCUAAUUUUCC